AUGAGGGAGUUUUUGCUCCUGAGAUCUGGAAAAAAUGUGAAAGACGUGAGACCACCACCAAAAUCAUCUCGAAAGCUUACUAUUCUAGUAACUGGUAUAUCAUGCGUUCUGAUUUUCAACUACUACACAAGCAGCGUCGUCAGUUGGUUGUUGAACGGACCACCACCAUCUAUUAACUCUUUAUGGGAACUGAUGGAUAGCCCUCUGGAACCGAUCUUUGAGGACGUUGGUUACACAUGGUCCUGGCUUCAGCUACCCGAUUAUUAUUACAAUAAAAAGAACGCGCGCGCUGAAGAUGUUUUGAAGAAGAGAAUUAAAAAGAAAGGAAAUUUAAUUCUAACAUCCCCAAUGAAGGGUGUGGAAAUGGUGAGAACUGGAGCAUAUGCCUUCCACUGCGAUGCGAACAUUGCAAAUAAAUACAUAGCGAAAACUUUCACGCCGAAAGAGCUCUGUGACUUGGAUUCUUUGCCGUCUUUUGAAAAAGCACUAUUGUAUACAUCGGUUCAGAAAAAUAGUCCUUACAGAGAGUUCUUUAUUUGGAGUUACGCUCGAAUAUCAGAACAAGGAAUAAUGAAAUUAAUUCAAUCUCGAACGUAUCCCCGUGUGAUGACAUGUGAGGGGAGUUCUCCAAGGGCCCUAGCACUUGGAGGCGCUGCUCCGGCAUUCAUAAUGCUUGCUAUCGGAUAUGUUGCCGGCACAUUAAUUAUGUUUAUGGAAAGGUAUAAUCAAGUUAUAGUUUAG
This is a messenger RNA of Pieris macdunnoughi, 741 nucleotides long. Lineage: Eukaryota; Metazoa; Arthropoda; Insecta; Lepidoptera; Pieridae. The record is from the annotation of a GenBank genome assembly.